AUGGGGGUAAUAGAUGAGGCAGAUCGUAUAUUAGAGAUUGGAUUUGAGGAAGAAAUGAAUGCUAUUUUAUCCUUAUUACCUAAACAAAGACAAACUUGUCUAUUCUCUGCUACACAAACUGCUAAAGUUGCAGACUUAGCCAGACUUUCCCUCAAAAAACCCGUACUUGUACAGAAAGGAAUUCUUCUUUGUACCGACGUGGCGGCAAGGGGUUUAGAUAUUCCUAAGGUUGACUGGAUAGUACAAGUAGAUCCUCCUGAUGAUCCUCGUGAGUAUAUACACCGCGUAGGUCGUACAGCUCGUGGUGCCGGAGGAAAAGGGAAGGCAUUAUUAUUUCUUAUGCCUGAGGAAUUAGGAUUUCUUCGUUAUCUUAAGCAAGCUGGUGUACCUCUUAAUGAAUAUACUUUUCCUUCCUCUAAGCUUGCGAAUGUACAAACACAACUUGAGCGUCUUAUAGAAAAAAAUUAUUAUCUGCAUAAAUCUUCUCGUGAUGCAUACAGAUCUUAUUUGCAU
Messenger RNA from Eimeria maxima, 513 nucleotides. Its product is annotated as ATP-dependent RNA helicase, putative. Gene Ontology annotation, cellular component: nucleolus. Gene Ontology annotation, molecular function: ATP binding; nucleic acid binding. The record is from RefSeq and is a predicted model, not a curated record. The annotation marks the transcript as partial. Gene Ontology annotation, biological process: maturation of LSU-rRNA from tricistronic rRNA transcript (SSU-rRNA, 5.8S rRNA, LSU-rRNA). The transcript is spliced from 4 exons. Lineage: Eukaryota; Apicomplexa; Conoidasida; Eucoccidiorida; Eimeriidae.